Dromaius novaehollandiae (emu) is the source of this 1663-nucleotide messenger RNA. RefSeq names its product multivesicular body subunit 12A (gene MVB12A). The transcript has 9 exons. Gene Ontology annotation, biological process: virus maturation; endosome to lysosome transport via multivesicular body sorting pathway; viral budding. Lineage: Eukaryota; Metazoa; Chordata; Aves; Casuariiformes; Dromaiidae. The coding region runs from base 146 to 988 and encodes 280 amino acids. Gene Ontology annotation, cellular component: cytosol; ESCRT I complex. The record is from RefSeq and is a predicted model, not a curated record.
GGAACAGCAGUCUUUCAUUGGCCAGCGCGCCCGCCGCUCAGAGCGGAGCAGGAAAUCGGGAGGGGCCAGGGCCGGCGGUAGCCAAUGGCCGCCGCGGGGCAGUGGCUGAGCUCCGCCCCCCGGAAGCGGCGGCGGCGCGAGGAGCAUGGCGGCAGCGGAGGAGCUCCCGCCGCUCACCGGAGUGGCCUGGGCUUCCGCCCCCAGCGCGGCCCCCGCCGGCUGGACCGUGAUCACCGAAACCGUGGAGGGCGCCGCGGCCAACCUGGGCAGGGGCCUUGGACACAAGGGCGGAGGGUUCCUGUGCGUCAGCGCCGGCGCCGAGGCGGCGCCUGAGGCCGUGGUGGCCGACGUGCAGGUGCUGAGCGACCGGAGCCCGGUGCCCGCCGGCUAUGUCCGCGCCCGCGAGUUCCCGGAGCCGCGCCCCGCCGGCUCCCGCAGGAAGCGGCUCUGCGUGAGGCUGCUGCCGCGCGCCGCCGCGGCCACCGCCGUGGUGGACAUCAAGCUGAGCGGCAAGAGCAAGGCCGUGCCCGGCUACCUGCGGAUAGGGGAAAUCGGUAGCUUCGCUGUUUGGUGUAAAAAAGGGCCAGUUUCGAACUCCAUCCCCCCGCCCGUUCCCACACCAAGGACGGUCAGCCUAGGACUGAAGCAGCUUUCAUUACAGCCAGCUGACAGAGACGAAAAGUCACCAGAGAAGCCUGUGGCUCCAUUUGGCUCCAAAAGUGCUUCUCUCACCCGGCAUGCAACUGUAUGUGAUACUUCCAACAUCUAUGGCCUCUCAGCUAUGGAUGGAGUACCUUUUACACUACAUCCCAAAUUUGAAAGCAGCAUCAAUUCUGGCAGUAGUGCUAUCCUGGCAGCCCUGAAUGUCAAGUCUCUUGCUGAGAUUGAGAAAGAGUGUCUUGUCUCAACUGUUUUUUGUUUUCAGUAUGACUAUGCUUUUGUGGUUGAAAGGACUGCAGCUGCAAGACUCCCACCCAGCAUUUGUUAGCAGCCUACCAUUCCUUUGAGGAUGUAAACUACUGCUACACAUCCCAAUGGUCUUUCACAGAUUAAAGUUCAGAGUACCUGAAGAAAUCUAAUCAAUAUAUGAGUACAGGAGUCACCUAGGGAGAAAAUAAAUGUUCUGUUCUCACCUGCCAAAAUAUUUUUGUAAUGUUUCUGAAAUACAGAGCUUCAACUUGGCACGUACAGCAGCAUAUGUCAAUGUAUAGAUGUUCUUGGCAGUGUUUGUUCUCCUAUGUUUUGUCAACACUAUGGCUCAAUUCUGAACGUUACCUCCUGCAAGAAUGUUUAGUGUUUCAGUCACGUAAGAAAUCCUAUCAGCCUUGUCUUUAGUUUGGUGCUUUUCUUCUCCUGCACUUAAGUCUCAUUGCCUAUUAAAAACAUCAUAAAGCUUUUAACCCCACAAAGGAAGUUCCAAACGUUUUAAAACACAUUGAUUCUGAUUUAGUUACUAAACUCUGUAAACGCUUCCUCAAGCGUAGGGUAGUACAAAACUCCCAACAGGUGACGGUAGGUCCUGGAAACAUUGAAAAAUCAGUGGCCUCGAUUGUUACACAGAGGUGGUUUCCAUGUGAUAAGGAGGAAUGCUUCCCCAUGCCUGCUCCUGCACAGCAUUAGAGUUACUGUCAAAAGAAUAAAGAUGAUUCUUGUGAUGUGGAAA